Messenger RNA from Pterocles gutturalis (yellow-throated sandgrouse), 2178 nucleotides. RefSeq names its product follicle stimulating hormone receptor (gene FSHR). The coding region runs from base 1 to 2178 and encodes 725 amino acids. Lineage: Eukaryota; Metazoa; Chordata; Aves; Pterocliformes; Pteroclidae. Gene Ontology annotation, biological process: male gonad development; follicle-stimulating hormone signaling pathway. The record is from RefSeq and is a predicted model, not a curated record. Gene Ontology annotation, cellular component: membrane. Gene Ontology annotation, molecular function: follicle-stimulating hormone receptor activity; G protein-coupled receptor activity. The transcript has 11 exons.
AUGUCUCUGGUCCUCGCCUGGUUGCUGGUUUUCCUGGUGGGCUGCUGGGGAUGUCAGCACCACACCUGCCGCUGCGCAGGCAGGGUCUUUGUUUGUCAGGAGAGCAAGGUGGUCCAGGUUCCCCGGGACAUCCCCGCCAACGCCACCGAACUGAGAUUUGUCCUCACCAAGAUGAGAGUCAUUCCAAAAGGAGCUUUUGCAGGACUUGGUGACCUAGAGAAAAUAGAGAUCUCACAGAAUGACGCCUUGGAGGUCAUAGAAGCAAAUGUGUUUUUCAACCUUCCCAAACUACAUGAAAUAAGAAUUGAGAAGGCCAACAACCUCGUGUACAUUGAUCAGGAUGCCUUCCAACACCUUCCAAGCCUCAGAUAUUUGUUAAUAUCAAACACCGGCCUUCGGUUUUUACCUGCUGUCCAUAAGGUGAAAAAAAAAAGAAAGUUUUACUGCCUCGUGCAGAUCCUUAGCAGAGGGAUACACUUCACUUGUAUGAGUGCUGUGCUCCCUCCCUAUUCGGACCUCCGCUUGCAGAAGGAGGCCUCUGUAGACAUUCAAGACAAUAUCAAUAUACGUACAAUCGAAAGAAAUUCAUUCAUGGGCCUGAGCUCUGAAAGUGUGAUUCUAUGGCUGAAUAAAAACGGGAUUCGGGAAAUUGAGAAUCAUGCAUUUAAUGGAACCUACCUGGAUGAGCUAAAUCUAAGUGAUAAUCACAACCUAGAAAAAUUACCUAAUGAGGUCUUCCAAGGAGCCAAUGGGCCUGUUGUUUUGGAUAUUUCAAGGACAAGAAUCAGUUUCCUGCCCAGUCAUGGAUUAGAACACAUUAAGAAGCUAAGAGCAAGGUCUACGUAUAAUUUAAAAAAGCUUCCCGAUUUAAGCAAAUUUAGAUCUUUGAUAGAGGCAAACUUCACCUACCCUAGCCAUUGCUGUGCGUUUACAAACUGGAAAAGACAAAACACUGAAUUACAUCCAAUAUGUAGCAUAUCUCAGGCCAAGCAAGACCUUGAUGAGCAGCCUGGCGUUAAGAUACGUAGACGAUCUGCAGCUGAAGAUUAUAUUUCCAACUACGGCAUAGGAUUUGACCCAGCAGAGAAUGAAUUUGACUAUGGUUUAUGCAAUGAAGUAGUUAACGUAGCUUGCUCACCUAAACCGGAUGCUUUUAAUCCAUGUGAAGAUAUCAUGGGAUACACUAUCCUGAGAGUCCUGAUAUGGUUUAUCAACAUUUUAGCCAUCACUGGGAACAUUGUUGUCCUCAUUAUUUUAAUAAGCAGUCAAUACAAACUCACCGUACCUCGUUUUCUGAUGUGCAAUCUUGCGUUUGCAGACCUCUGCAUAGGUAUCUACCUGUUGUUUAUUGCUUCUGUAGACAUUCAGACCAAAAGCCAGUACUACAACUAUGCCAUCGACUGGCAAACUGGGGCAGGAUGCAAUGCUGCAGGGUUUUUUACAGUGUUUGCAAGUGAACUCUCAGUGUACACGCUGACUGUGAUAACUCUGGAAAGGUGGCACACCAUCACCUACGCCAUGCAACUGGACCGUAAGGUUCGAUUUCGUCACGCUGUGGUUAUAAUGAUUUUUGGGUGGAUAUUUGCUUUCACAGUGGCACUUCUUCCAAUAUUUGGUGUCAGCAGCUACAUGAAGGUGAGCAUCUGUUUGCCCAUGGAUAUAGAAACACCGUUUUCUCAGGCUUAUGUUAUGUUUCUUUUAGUGUUGAACGUACUCGCAUUUGUGAUCAUAUGUGCCUGCUACAUCUGCAUCUACUUUACUGUGAGAAACCCUAACGUCAUCUCUUCAAACAGCGACACCAAGAUUGCCAAGCGCAUGGCCAUACUGAUCUUCACAGACUUCCUCUGCAUGGCACCAAUAUCUUUUUUUGCCAUAUCAGCCUCACUCAAGGUUCCUCUCAUCACAGUGUCCAAAUCCAAGAUCCUUCUGGUUUUGUUUUACCCCAUCAAUUCCUGUGCUAACCCUUUCCUCUACGCCAUUUUCACCAAGACGUUCCGCAGGGAUUUCUUCAUUCUGUUGAGCAAGUUUGGUUGCUGUGAAAUGCAAGCCCAGAUUUACAGAACAGAGACCUCCUCAUCUGCUCAUAAUUUCCACACGAGAAAUGGCCAUUGCCCUCCUGCAUCAAAAAACAGUGAUGGGACUAUUUAUUCAUUGGUUCCUCUGAAUCACUUGAACUGA